UGCGGAACCAGUGGAACYGGUCAGUGUGCACCAUGCUGCGCUGCCUGCUGCUGCUCGCCCUGCUGCUGGGGGCUGCCCUCCCAAAGCCUGUGCCCCAGAGGUGACGGUACUUCCCUCCUCCUACUCCUCUUCCUCCCUGCCCUGGUACCUGCAGGUACCCCAGGGCCCCUGACAUGGACUGGCACUUGUGGCCAGCCUGGGCAAGCGCUCUAUGACCAUGCCUCAUUCCUGGCCCUGGCUCUCCKCUGUAGCUACUCAGUUCCUGAGGAUUUCUCUGCUCCCCUGGAGCUUCCACAGAAGCACUUUGGCCUGGUGGAUGAUUAUGGCAUCAAACCUAAGCAGCCUCACUUCAAAACACGUGUGGCCUCGGAGCGGCCGCUGGAGCUGCGCAGAGCUGGCAAAAGCAAGCGCGACGGGCUGGACUUGCUGGAGUAUUACGACGAUGUGCGCCUGUGAGCCAGCGUGGCCCCGUGCCCACCACAGCCCAGCAGCUGCUGUGUCAUCAUACUACAAGAGACUGACUCUGCCACUGCAAUUAAAAGUCACCCCAGAU
Malurus melanocephalus (red-backed fairy wren) is the source of this 553-nucleotide messenger RNA. It is a transcript of the gene FREY1, whose product is annotated as Frey regulator of sperm-oocyte fusion 1. The record is from RefSeq and is a predicted model, not a curated record. The annotation marks the transcript as partial. NCBI's taxonomy places the organism in Eukaryota, Metazoa, Chordata, Aves, Passeriformes, Maluridae. The transcript is spliced from 3 exons.